CGGGGCUGUCCAAUCAACUGCCGGAAUCCAGCGGAACGACUUAGUAGUGAGUGGUGGCCGACUAGUUUCUGUCUCACCAGAGAGCUAGAGUACAUUUGACGCUUUGACUUAUCCAGUCAAAAAUAAGUAAUUAGCCAUGAAUAGUUUGUUGAAGUUGUCAGCCAGGUGCCUUCGGUCGGGUUCAGCGGUCUUUUUGUCGAGGCCCGCGGAAGGACGCGCGUGCCUGGCCUCGGCCCGGUUUCUGUGUGCGGCGGCGGAUGUCCAGAAGACUCUGGGUGACAUGGUGAAGAAGGACAAAGUGGUGGUUUUUAUUAAAGGCACGCCGGCACAGCCAAUGUGUGGCUUCAGUAAUGCCGUGGUCCAGAUUCUGCGCAUGCACGGGGUGGACGACUACGCCGCUUACAACGUCCUGGAGGACCAGGAGCUCAGGGAAGGAAUCAAAGUCUUCUCCAACUGGCCCACGAUCCCUCAGGUCUACUUCCAGGGGGAGUUUGUGGGAGGCUGCGACAUCUUGCUCCAGAUGCAUCAAAACGGAGAUCUAGUUGAUGAACUGAAGAAGCUGGGCAUCCGCUCUGCCCUUCUGGAUGCAGAGAAAGACUCCAAGUAAAAAAAAAGAAAAAAUCUGUUUUAAUGUAAGAAGUUGAGGAUAGGCUUAAUGGAAGAAAUCCUCACCCACAUUCAAAUGAUUACAGAAAGUUCGACUCAGUAGAAAGGCUGAAUCACAUGGUCUAUCAAAAUACAAACACAGAAAGAGUCCAGAGUGCUUGAAUCAUUGGUUAGUUGGGAGAAACCCAUUUGUAUUUGGAUCCAAACACACUUUUUUUUCUUAUUAACGUUCAUCAUGAACAAACCUGGCCCUCAAUCUCCUGCAUCAAAACAAAGGUCAUGAUUAAGCUGCCAGUUACAUCACAGAAUGUCGACACUGGAAACCUUCCAAAUGCACUGCCUCCAGGGGGAAGAACUCCAUCCCUUUCUGCAAGAAGCAACGCCUUUUUCGAAACCAACCGGACACAGUGGCUGCUUUGCUGCCUGUUGAGAAAAGCAGUUCAUAUCAGCUUCCUGUUACUAAAGGAAAAGUUUGUUUUUUUACAGUCAUUUGUGUUCGUUUCCUCAAGCCCUGACUUUCCAAAGCUGCUGCAGUUGUAUCAUCACGGAAACAUGUAGUACACUGUAAGAUAUUGUACAUUUAAAGCCUAUUAUCACAUGUAUUUGGGAUGCAUGUAAAUCUGCAAAAGUAAAACAGUUUGAAGACAAACUUUC
This is a messenger RNA of Oryzias latipes (Japanese medaka), 1260 nucleotides long. RefSeq names its product glutaredoxin 5 homolog (S. cerevisiae) (gene glrx5). The record is from RefSeq and is a predicted model, not a curated record. NCBI's taxonomy places the organism in Eukaryota, Metazoa, Chordata, Actinopteri, Beloniformes, Adrianichthyidae. Gene Ontology annotation, cellular component: mitochondrial matrix.